GCAGCUCGGCUGCCUGCAAUCCAACAUGGAGUAGAGAGAGAUGGGGCUCUAGCGGGGCCACCCCUCAGUAACAACAGCGACGACGCGCUUUUUACGCACAACUGGAACCGGAGUCGUCGGUGAAAACAUGCGCCUUAGGACUUAAAAACGGAGUGUGUGCCUUGCGUGUCCGUGUGUGUGCGUGCGUGUGUUUGGGGAGGGGGGGAGAGAAGAGAAGAGCUGGAUUCGGCUACUCAACUGUCUCUAUAGGCUACGUUACCUACCGAAGGCGAUGGUGUAUUAAAGUUAUAGGAAAGGGGCACUUGCGAUCCAGAAGAAACUGGGUAGCUCCGGGAGGGGAGGGAAAGAGGGGAAAAGUGUGGAAAAGAAGACGGAGGCACAGCCAGUCGAGGGCAAGCCAAAGAGCCGACACUCGCACAAAGGCGCAGGGGGGAUUUAUGCGGAAUUGGAGACAGAAUCGGAGGAGCCGCGGAGAAAGAAUGACGAGCGAAAAGUAUGCAACCGCCGUGGUACAUUACCUGAGGUGAAGCGAGAAAAUGAUAGAAGAAACACACCCAAACGAUGACAGCUACAUCGUGCGUGUAAAAGCGGUGGUGAUGACGCGGGACGACUCGAGCGGUGGCUGGCUGGCCCAGGACGGGGGAGCUCUGACCAGGGUCGGGGUGUGCCGUCUUCUGCCACCAGAGCUGGCCCCCGUGCCGGCCUCCAGCUUCUCCCAGUUCCUCAUCCGUGGCGAGCGACUGCGAGACAAACAGGUGAUCCUGGACUGUCCGCUGAGGAAGGACCUUGUGUACACCAUAGCAACGCCCACGUUUCACCAUUGGAAGGUGGAGGACAGGAAGUGCGGCCUGUCCUUCCAGAGUCCAGCUGACGCCAGAGCAUUCGACAGGGGGGUGCGGAAAGCCAUCGAGGACCUGGCUGAAGGCUCCACCACCUCCUCUACAGCACUCCAGAACGAGGGCGAACUGGGUGACGACGACGUCUUUACUAACACCACAGACAGCUCAUCCAACUCCUCCCAGAAACUGGAGAGCUCUCUGCAGCCGCUCGAGUCCUCGCCCCUUCCGCAGAGACACAAGUGCAUGCUGGGACACCGCCACGACCUCCACGACCCCUACCGCCUGUCAGACCACUACUUCUUGGACCAGCCGUUGCCUCGACUUCCCCGUCACGUCACCUUCCAGGAGGACGAGGAAAUCGUCCGGAUCAACCCUCGGGAGCGCAGCUGGGAGCGAACCACCGAGCGUCAUCAUGGACGGCCGUCGGACCGCCCCUGGCUCACGGGCUACGAGGACUACCGCCACGCCACCGUGCGUGACAAAUUCAUCCAAAUGGACGACUCUGAGUCCUACGUCCACUUUGCCAAGACGGAGGCGCAGAAGCACGACUACACCUACCCGCUGGCACCAGCCCUGUCGCCCUCAGACUCUGACCCCGCCCUCGGACCCUUGGUCAGUAAGGGCCACGGCAGCUCAUAUCGGCAAGGCUUCUCCUCUGUGGUCUCCUCCCAGCCCCGCUCCUUCCUCCCGAGCUCCUCUCCAUCCACCAAUGGUGGGAAGGGGCGGAAGGAGGACGGGGUGGAGCGCGCUCAGUGCGAGCACUGCGGCGAGGCCUUUUACGUCUCCGACAACCGGAGAGGCCGGUGCCAGGAUGCGCCGGACCCUGUGCGGGCGUGCAUUCGGCGGGUCAGCUGCAUGUGGCUGGCAGACACGAUGCUCUACCACUGCAUGUCAGACCCAGAGGGGGACUACUCAGACCCCUGCUCCUGUGACGGGGGCGAGGGCGGCGGGGGAGGCCGGCUCGGCUCGCGCUGGCUAGCCCUGCUCGGCUUGUCUCUGGUGGCGCCCUGCCUCUGCCUCUACCCGCCUCUCCACGCUUGCCACCGGGCGGGGCUCAGGUGCGGCUGCUGCGGGGGCCGACACAAGGCCCUGAGCUGAGCGGCCUCUCGGAGGAAGCAACAAAAAAACCUAAACCCAACGCAAGCACAGGGAAAGGGAAGGAUGGGGAAAUACGCAGAGGGGACAAGCGGUCACGGCUGCUCGCUCUCUUGCCUUGGUUUCUCUGGGUUUCUCGACAAAUUCCAGACACUGAAAUAAGCCAAAAAAAAAACAAAAAACAGUUGGUGCAUUUUCUGAACGGCCUGGGAAGAUAAGCUCCCCCUUACGGCAGACAGUUCUCUCAGCUCUCCACGUGGCCAUUUCAUGCUCUGUUUCUAGUGAGAGAGCACUCUUUUUCAGGGGGCCUUUUUUUUUUUUUUUUUUUUAUAGCUGACCUAUAUGUCAUGUAUCACAUAUGCAGGUACUUUAUACUUUGUACACUGACUCGGCGUCAAAGAACUUGAAUUGUUUCUUUGUUCUGUUUUUUUUCUCUCCUUUGAUGUACGCGUGGCCAUUUUGUUUAUAUUCUAUUCCAAUAUCAGGCCCGCUCAACUCCAGCUACAAGAGAAAUCAGACACUACACCUCUUUGCGUGUGUGUGCGAGUGUGUGUAUGUAUGUGCGUGUGUGUGUGGAUAGUAUAUGUGCAUGCUUACAGUGUGCGCCGAGGCCUUUUGUUGUCUGUACUGCAGCUUAUAGUAAAGCUCAUGUAUAUAGUCUACAUAGCUCUCCACCUUCGACAUCUUUGUUCACUGAAACAAACGUGGUACUCAUCUUAAUCUUCUAAUAGCCCAAAGAUUUGUGUUUUUAUCCUAUUUAUUUUCUCACUGAAUUGAUCCGCCAGCAAAAGGACGCUGGGUUGUGAUUUGCUCACACGAUGAGAUGGUGCUUCACGUCACGUUACGAUGCUCGAGCAUCCGUCUCCCCGCUCCUUUCCCGUUAUUUCAAACAGUGCCUCAACUAUCGCCUGAACCAGGAAUCCAUCCAGUCUGAGAAGUCCAGUCACUUUUCUUGGCUCGAAGCGGCGUGAGAUUUUAAGGCCUCGUUUUCUGCAGAACCUCACUCAGCAGUCCGUGUCACGUGAAGACCUGAGAAGUCGAUCAGAGACGCCGUUGAAGUCGGCGCCCGUUAUGCCUUAAAAUGUGGAGCGUCGUGCCGAGCGUCACCCCCCCGUCCCCUCCGAAGAUGUCUGCUAGGAUGACGCGCGAGAGCGUGCUCACAGCGCCAAGCAAUCAGCCUCACCGUCACCCUUUUAAACGCAGUGUAAACUAUUUUUGUAAUGAAAAGUAAUUCUUAAAAAAGGCUCUCAUCAAGUGUGCUUGCGAUGUACAAUCAGCUCCCGUCUUUAAGCCGCCCCCCUUGCCAGCGGAGCCCACCAGUCAUGAUGUGGAACAGCAAAUUCAUAACUGGUGAUAUGAUUGGUUCAGUGAAUGAACUUAGUAUGAAUAUAGGUAUUAAAAUCUCCUUACUAGUGAAAAUUAGUAUAAAACCUUUUGACAUGUGCAGCCUCAUGUCACGUUAAUGAAACACAAGUCAUUAUUGAGUUGAAAAGGAAAUAAUCAGACAUUUUGGGAAAUAUUUCGCUGUCUUGCUAAGAACUAUGAGGGAAUUGAUACCACUCUCAUUUCUGUUUAGCUAACCUGGAGCCUGGGGAAAGUUAGCUUAGCUUAGCGUAAACACUGGAAGCAGGGAAAUCUUGCCAGUCUCCGUCUAAAGGUAACAUCCACCUGCCAGCACCUCGAAAGCUCGCUCACUGAAACAGUCAUUUGUUUAAUCCGUUCAAAAAACGAAGUGUAGAAACAAGUUGUGGUUUCAUGCAGGUGACAGGAUGAACUCAUUCUUGGCCUCCCAGCGACUUCCUGGAAUCUCCGCUUGUGUCUUUACCUUCUUUUAUUUUACCUUUGAGUAUUUCCCAAAGUGUCAAACUAUUCCUUUAAAGCCAGAUUACUUUUGUGUAAAUGGGAGAUUAAGAGAUCUCUUGCUGAAACCAGUUACAUCGACUGGCGUGCGCUGUUCCUCCGUCCUACAACGUUUUUGUUCCCUUCAAGCCAGUUUUGGUUCACGCCACCCCCACGAAGAGUCGGAUGAUGGACUCGACUGAAUUGAGGUAGAAACAGUUGAAGCCUGCUCAUUCAGGGUUAUGGCGGGUGUGUGUACAGACUCAGGUGGUGGGAAAAAACAAAAAUUGCGCACUCACUCGCCGGUGUCCCCUUCUGUUUGAGUGACACUUCAGCCAGCCAGUCACGCCCUCGCACCGGCAGCGCGACACUAAACCUGCAACCGCCUGGGUGCUUUACGCUUCGUCUCGGCCCGGUCGAUGGCAGCAUCGGGGAUGUGACUGGGAACACAAUAAGCUUUUAAAAACACAAAAGAGAAGCAGGACAUCUGUUGGGUCCCAUUGGUAAAGAACGGGAGUCCGAAAAACAGCUGAAAUCCUGGAAACAAACAUCCAUCCCUGAUUGUUUUGCCAAGGAAAUGUCACUUACUGUAGUUGAAAUGCAGAAUGCCUGAGGAUGUCCUUCUUCCUUCCCUGGUUGUGUCUGUUUCAUGCAUCCUGUCCUGUACCAGUGUGUCCUUGGUGUGUGUGUGUGUGUUUUUAACCCACAUCCCUUUCCCCUCUCCUGCUCCUUGAUCCGAAGCUGCUGGGAUCAGCUGAGCAUGCUGUCACCCAGUAACACCUAUCCAGUGGAAUCAGAUCCUCAGAUGAUGGGAUGCAUCGGGGACAGGGCCAAUCAGAUUGGAAAGUGUGUGUGUGCGUGUGUGUGUCAGCGUUAAAUCGUUUUUUUUCUCCGUCUCGUCUGGUGUCCGAGUGUGUUCUCACAUGUCAGAGCCAUUUACAAGUGCCUGAACGCAUCCUCUUUAUCUCCUUGUGUAUUUAAAUUGAAAAAUUAAAGAAACGACUCCCUGUAAUGAAUUAGACCCAUUUUUUACGCUUAGUAUUUUUACCUCUGUAAAAAAAAGAGCAAAAAUUAUAUUAUAUAUAUCAAGUGUAUGUUGUACAUUUUUAUUUCUAUUUUGUUUUUUUUUUUAAAUAACUGUUUCUAACAUGUACGAUGGAUGUAGCUCUUGCUUUCGAGAAGGAACAGGAAGUACUUUGUAGAUACUGAAGGGUGGCCAGGUCUGUGAGAAGUGAAAUGUGUGUCUUACC
This is a messenger RNA of Chelmon rostratus (copperband butterflyfish), 5023 nucleotides long. RefSeq names its product sprouty-related, EVH1 domain-containing protein 2-like. Gene Ontology annotation, molecular function: protein kinase binding. Lineage: Eukaryota; Metazoa; Chordata; Actinopteri; Chaetodontiformes; Chaetodontidae. The coding region runs from base 537 to 1937 and encodes 466 amino acids. Gene Ontology annotation, biological process: negative regulation of MAPK cascade; multicellular organism development. Gene Ontology annotation, cellular component: membrane. The record is from RefSeq and is a predicted model, not a curated record. The transcript is spliced from 6 exons.